CUCUCCUCUCCUCUCCUCUCCUCUCCUCUCCUCUCCUCUCCUCUCCUCUCCUCUCCUCUCCUCUCCUCUCCUCUCCUCUCCUCUCCUCUCCUCCCUCCCCUCUACUCCCCUCCCCUCUUCCUCCUCCUCCUCCUCUCCACCCCAUCUCAUCCCAUCCUCCCAUUUUCCUCCAAUCAAACCCCCCCCCCCCUUUAUUUUUUUCCCUUUCUCGCCUCACCCUACCACCUACCACCACAUAAUCCGAUUAAUCCCCCCCCCCCCAAAAAAAAGAAUGAGAAUCAUCCAAACCUGACGUCACGUCGAGACUUUCGUCCUACAACCCACAAACAAUUCAAUCAACCACCAACCACCAACCACCACAAUACCCCCAAAACGAUACUCGAUUUCUCAAGCUAAAUUCAAAAACUUCAAAUCACCUUAGCCAUCGUCACUUUGGUAGACUAGCUCUACUACCUCAAAACUAAUCCUGUCUCGAAACUUCAAAAACCAAGCCUCCCUCGCUCUCCUCCUCACAAAACCUUUCGCCUGUCAUCUGCAGAAAACACUCGUCAUAGCCCACACCUUUCCACACCCGCGACCACCAUCCCCCAACCACCACCAACGUCACUGCCGUCACCGACGUCCGCCAGAGACACCACAAUAGCCUCAAUCGUCGCUUCACCCCCCAUCACGCGCGCGAACAGUCUCCCCUUCCUCUCUUACCCUCCCCACAAUGGAGAAUUCUCCCACAGACACUGCGAAGAAGGAGAACCCGUCGCCCACUGAGCCUGCCACAGCCACCAACAACACCACGCCUCCAAAGACUGACACGAACACAAUCGCCAACGACGCCGACUCAUCAUCGACAAACGCCGACGCCGACGCCGAAACCACCGACCCGACACUCCUCCCUCCUCCACCGCGCCCGUCAUCAAACUCGGGCACCAGCAAUAACAACAACAGCACCAACAGCGACAGCGACACCUACUUCGCGCCAAACCAACCCGCCGCAUCACACCUCUCCUUCGAGCCGAAUCCCUUUGAACACUCCUUCGCAGGCGGUGGCUCCGGCUCCGCAGGCGAGGCCCAGACUCCGGGCGGCACCAAGCUCCCCCCCGUGGCCUCCAUCACCUCUCCCUCCUCCCUCCUCCGCGGCGGCGGCACAACACCCUACCCCUGGGGCACCUCUUCGCUCCGCACCGGCCCCCUCUCCCCGGCCAUGCUCUCCGGCCCAACCGGCGACUACUUCGGCGACACCAACCACCUCCGCGGCGGCUUCACCCCGAACGAGUCCUCCCUGCGCACAGGCCUCACCCCCGGCGGCGGGGGCACCAUGUUCCCCACCCCCAGCCCAAACUCCCAAGCAAUCUUCAACCAGCUCGCCGGCGCCGGCACCGCCACCCCAACCGUCGACUUCCACCGCUCCGCCCUCGCCGCCUCGCACCGCAAGCAGUCUGAGGCACCCACCCCCUCAAACAUCACAUCCCAACCCCAGCGCGACGCCACAAACGGCGACCAUGCCGCCACGACACCAGCCAAGCAGCGCCAGCAGCAGCAGCGCGAACCCUUCGCCCAACACGACGCCAACGACGCCGCGAACGGCCUAUUUUUACUUGCUUCACUGUCGCGCACCAACUCCGUCGGCCCCGGCGCGUCAGGACAGUACGCCAUGGCGCCCCAGCAACCCGUGCACGCGCACCCGAGCGGGGGGGCCUCGCAGCCGCGCGAGCGAAGGAAUGGAAGUCAAGGCGGCGGCGGGGGGGUGAGCGAGGGGAGCGAGGAUAGCGAGGGCAGGUCGUCGUCGAGGGUCGCGAGGGGGAAGGGACGGAAGGGCGGGGCGGGGGCGAGGAGGAAGGCGGAGGAGGUGCCGGUAGCGAGUAAGGCGCCGCCGGCGAAGAAGGGGAAGCAUGGCGGCAUGGCGGCGUCGCAGCAUUAUAUGGAGCCGGAGCCGCCGAGUGAGGAGGAGGAUGUUAAGCAGGAGGAGUAUAAUGCGAAUGGGAAGAAGAUGACGGAUGAGGAGAAGAGGAAGAACUUUUUGGAGAGGAAUCGCGUCGCAGCCCUCAAAUGCCGCCAGCGCAAGAAACAAUGGCUCGCCAACCUCCAACAGAAAGUCGAGAUCUUCAGCUCCGAAAACGACUCGCUCACCAACCAGCUCGCCAGCCUGCGCGAGGAGGUCAUCCAGCUCAAGACGCGUCUGCUCGCGCACAAGGACUGUCCCGUAUCGCAGUCGCAGGCUAUGGGGGGGUAUCUGGGGGGGAUUGAGUUUGGUGGCGGGGGGAUGCGGGGGGUGGGAUGA
Molecule: messenger RNA, 2275 nt
Organism: Pseudogymnoascus destructans
Lineage: Eukaryota; Fungi; Ascomycota; Leotiomycetes; Thelebolales; Thelebolaceae
Exons: 3
Coding region: 713-2275 (520 amino acids)
Biological process (GO): regulation of transcription by RNA polymerase II
Molecular function (GO): DNA-binding transcription factor activity, RNA polymerase II-specific; RNA polymerase II cis-regulatory region sequence-specific DNA binding
Source: RefSeq, a predicted model, not a curated record